UAACCUCAGUGCCUAAUCCGUAACCCGCCUAAUCUAAUUUGGGGCCUUAUGGGGACGCGGGACAAAAGUCCCACCGGGAGUAGUUGUCUGGUUGGCAAAGUAUUGAUCGAAGAUUUGCCCAAACGAGCUAUUUCUCACAAUGACAUACGUGAUUGGUUAAAAAAGUAUGGAUGCAUUUCAGAAAUCGUAAUAUAUCCACGCUGCUUGCUUGUUCAGUUCGACUCGGAUAUCGAGGCCGCUGGUGCUGUUCAGUGCGAAAAUGGGGCUUCACUCUUUGGCACUAAAGUCUCUCUAAAGCAUGUGGAAGCCGGUGAUUUAAAGGCGCUGCGUCGUGCAGGCCCACCAAUUGAUCGGUUUUCCACAAAUUUGCAACGGAGUUUCGGAUCCAUCUCUGGUCGUGAUCGUGACCGGGAUAAAAGUCGUGGAUCCUUGCGCCGUGACCGCUUCCGAGGUCGAACUAAGUCUCCGGACAACAAACGUUCACGUGAGAUCUCACCGCGUCGACACUCAAGGUCACCAAUCAUAACGCGUACUGAUCGGCGUACAGUUCAUCCACUAAACUGGCUAUCAGAAGUUGCUGAACGAGACAAAAAGCUAAAUGGAUCCAGUCUUCUUGGUCCUGCCGAUAAAUCAACUGAAAAACCUAUCGUUAAAUCACCACCUUAUAUGGUGGCAAUAAUAACCGUCCAGCAUGAUCUUGUUCCAUAUGCUGAAAUUAUAGAACAACGUGUCACUAAAAGUCUAACUACACCAGGAAGUCCUUCUGUUACUCAUAUAGUAGUUCUACUGUCUGUAGAUCAUCUUAGCCCAUGCCUAGCUGACCUUACCAAGGAUGGUGUUCCGUUCGCGAUCAUUUGCACUAUGACUAAUUGGGCACACAACUCGUGCACAUUACGCAUUCUUUACGCUCCAACCCAACAAGAACAUCGUAAUAUGCCUUUGGAUGAUGCAUUAAUCCUACUUCAUCGAGAAUACUCUGCAUAUACGACAAGCAGUAAAGAAGAGGUUGAUACUGCUCCUCCAGACGAUGCCAAUUUUUUGCCACCUAGUCGCCAUUUAGCUUCCCUACUUCAUAUGCUGGCUGAUUCUCGUGUUCUAAGUGUUGGAGAGUUAGACGAGAUCACUGUUUUUGUCCAGGAGCGAAAGCGUCGUCUGGAAGGCCGACGAAACGCCAACAGUGAUGCCGGUGCAUGCAGUGAAAAUACAGCUGAGCUCAAGUCAAGAAUUUUAAGCAUGCUUUAUCCUCAGCCUGUUAGCUCUACUGUAACUACAAACACUGCUUCUUCCAAUGUACCAGUUGACGCGGCUCAUCAAACUCAAGAUUUAACAGCUACUAGUAUUGGAAGUAAAUUAGCUGAAAACUUGACUAACCCUAUUGUACAAAAAGCCAUAGAUACGUUAAUGUCAUAUCCUUCAAACUCUGUGCCUCAAACUGCAACGCAAAAGUCGCUUAGCGCUAUGGAUACACAAAAUAUGCAAUCUAAGAACUCUUUUCGCAACAAUAUAAAGCCUCAUUCUUCUUUAGCGAUUGCUGCAUAUUCACCCAGUUGCAUGAAACAGCCUACCAGUUGGAGCUAUGAAGAUAAUAGUUUUCGGCCAAGUCGACCGCUAAUUUCCAAUGACUUUAGUCAGCAUGUCCCUUAUGGACAGCAUACCAGACCUAGCAUGAUCCAGCAGCGUGAAUAUCCCAGUGACGAAUCACGUAAGGGUCCUGGUUUCAUAGAACAUGGAGUUCAAAGAUGCGCUUAUCACUCCGAAUUCGAAGUAAAUGAACCAGUUCUUGAUUCAAAUGAAGAGUUCACAGAAGAAAGUGCUUAUCCAGGUUGGCCUAGGAGAAAAAGAAAAAAACGAGGUUGUAAAGCUCCCUCAGGCGAUUCAUAUCAAUAUCUUGACCCUAAGAGUUAUGCACGUCAAAACGUUGACCAGCAAUCUCAACAACCUGUAGAUCUUAUGUCUACGGAGGUUCAUCCAGUCGGUGCUGUAGCUGAAGCGUAUAAAUAUUCUCAAGCUAACCCCCUCAUAUUCAAUCCGGGAGUCCGUGGUAGAUCUCAAAGAAUAACCGGUGGGAGUUCAUCUUAUGACAAUUACAAUUAUCAAUCAUUUGGACCGCAUCAGCCGAAUAAUUUGAAUCUUCAUACCCAAUCUUAUGGUUAUCCCAAUCCAUCUUCAUUUUAUUAGCACUUUUACGAGUAAAAUUUGUGUCCUGUAAGAUUAGUUCAGUUUUUUUCCAACAUAUUUACAUUCGAACAUAUUUUGCUAAAUGUUAUUGUAAUUAAUUUUUUAAACAAAGCGUUCUGCUCAUAUUAACUUUGCUGGGAAAAUGAAAAAAAAACAAAGAGGAUACAAACAAACCUCUAUAAUUUCCUUUCUAUUUAAAAAUGGGUUGAUUUUUUCAGUGUUUGUAUUAUUGUACCGCGUCAUCCUGUGUUGUUAAUUAGAAUUCAUCAUUUUCAACCUCUGGCUAAAAUAACAACAUAAUUCGCUUUAAAACUUGUUCUUUUUUGUUAAAAAAUAUUUUGUGCUGGGGUAUGUGAUGUAUUGGAAUUCCUUUCACUCAAUAUUCUAGCCGUUACAGUUCAACUAGUUUGCUCUCAAUUAUAUUAUCAAGAUUUUGCUGCUAAUAUUGACUCUGUUAGUUAAUAUAGCCGAUUUCCCUUUUAUUUCGUUCCCUGCUUUGGAACAGUAAGCGUGAAGUAUGCUUUUGUUCACAUUAGUCUAUUAUUUACAGUACCAACCUUUACUCCAAUAAUGGUUCCUACCGAAUGCCGAACUUCUAAUCAUUCAUUGAGUUCAAUACUCUUCCGUAAUGAUGCAAAUUCUUAAUAUCCGCUAUCAUCGAAAUACGUACUGACUACAUAUGUCUUUAAUUUCCUAUUAUGUCAAUCCCACACGUUGUGAAGACUUUUGAAUACAACUGGUGUGACUCCAUAGCUUUGAUAAGUAGUGUUCUUCGAGCACACUUGAAACGAAGAAGGAAGCGUUAUAGUCUAGUAUCAGAUAUUAUCAGAUGGUAUUUAGCUAGGUCAAGUAAACAGUAAACCGUCGAUGAUACUGUCGUUCCUAUUUUAUAGUGAUUACACAAUACUUCGCUUACAAGUAUUUGAUUCUAUCUGCUCUUCGAAAAUAAAACUAUAUGGAAGAUAAAGUAAGUUAUAUAAUGAUUCUUUCUAUUCAUUUACUUAAUAGUUCAGAGUUAACGGUCCUAAAAUCGGUCUAUAAAUAAUUUUAGGAUCUUAAGCUAUCCCAAUUGUUUUCUUCAUACUGCCUUUUGCUAUUUUCGGUCUUUAUAAUUUUCCAGCUGGCAAAUGAGUUUGAAAAUUUACUAUUUUGUAAAUAUCACCUUUUCACGUCUACCCUGAAGACAACUGUCUGGGUAAUUUCCGCAUAUUUAGAUAAGUAAUAGCCGCCAUGUACAAGUCAUUAGUGGAGUCAAGUGUUCUGCUCGAUGAGUUAAUAUUAUAAUUAUGGACUCGUAGUACUCUUUAUUUGAGGACUUUAUUUUUAAAUGCACUCGUAUAAAUCCACUUCUGUCAAUGUAAUACUGAGAUCAAUAAAAACAAAAUUCGAUCCUGUUUUUUGUUUCAUUAAAUUUGUUAAUUGUUGAAAGUAUCCUAAGGCAAUAUGAGUGCUUGUAAACUCAAUUUUCUGUCACUAAGAAAAAGAACGUAAAAAUAAGUAACUUAAAUUCAUUUCCAUGUACGACAGUCCAUAAACUAAUUUUGUGAGACGAUGAUCUUCAAACCACAAAAAUAAGUCAACACAAGUUUCACUGUCAUGAUGUUGUUCUGACUCACCCCAAGUGAGUUUUAUUCUUUGUUGAUGUUAAGAUUCUAUACAAUAAAAUCUUCCAUUCGAAUCUUCUACUCCUUUUCUUUCAAAUUAAUUAAAAUUGAUUACAAUAGCCACAAAUCAUUGCUUACAAACUUUAACUGAGUUCCAUGCUUAUCUGAGAAUGUUGAAAUUAGCAGUAACUAAGCUAAUUCAUAUAUCUUAAAGUUACUUAAUAACAUCAAACUUACUUGCUACAGUUUCUUCAUCAACCACACCGUUUUAUUAUUCGAAUAUAAACGGGCAUUUUAAAUGUUAUGUUUUAUUGUCAACAAAAAAAAAUACAUGCAAUGUAUGAAAGUUGUGAUUUUUUAUUUUCUUAAGAGAAUAGUUCUAGGUGUCCUCAUAAAGACAGAUUUUUUCAAACGAUCAGAAUAUUUGAAGCUUUGCAAAUGUUCAUUAUAAGUUUGGAAUAACUGCCAGAUUCUACUUAUGCAAACUAAGCUGAGGAAUCAUCCUAUUUCCCACUAAAUUACUCUUCACAUUAUCUCAACUAUAUACCAAUAAAUGGUAAUAUAAGUAUAAUCGUUUUGUUGUGCGAUACUCUUACUACAAAUGAUCUAAUUCAGUCUCUUUGUAUCUGUUAUUUGCCAGAAAAUUAAGACGUCAAGCUUUCUCUCAUGUAAACUACAAAAAAUCAAUUUUACAGUAAUCGAAUCAAACCAACUUCUGUUUUCUCCAUGUCUCAUUAAACAGUUUCGGCCUUACAUUCGAAUAGGCUGUUAGCCGUAUAAUAGAUAUGGAGUUCUGGUGCGUCUUUGUUUUUUAUCAAACUUACCUUUGUUAAUUCUGUAGUUAGUACUCUGCUAGCUAAGAUCGAUAUUGGACGUUGUAGCCCUCUAAAAAGUUAACGAUAAUUGUUCGUUAAAGAUAGCCAAUCAUUUCCACUAUAUCUCUCUAUUAGUUGAUGGUAUUCGCUGAGUCUAUAAACUUUGUUAUGGAAGAAUACUGCUCUUUGUGGCAAAGAAACGGUAUAUUGUGCGAAUGAAUUUAAUUGACUACUUCAUGAAUUAACUACUGGCAAACAAUAUUUGUUGACAAGUUUUAUCCAAAUUAAAUUUAAUUUGGAUAAAACUUGUCAACAAAUAUUGUUUGCCAAUAGUGUGGACCUAUAUCAUCGCUUAAAAUUUUAUUUGGUAGAGUAAACUUGUGGAACAUAGAUGAUUAUCUGAAUUCUGAAAAAUUCAGUUGAUCUAGUACUACAACCUUCAUAGUCUCAAACUGUGAAAUCGGUCAGUGAUUCACUGUUGUGAGUGAUGAUAAUCACAGCCAGCAGUUGUUUUCCGGUCAACAUUUGAUAAAAAACCUUUAGAAAUAACUCAGUUUCUAUCAUUUUACUUGUCUUAGUUUAAAAUAUAACUUUUGAGAAAUUUUUUGGAAACGGAACUAAUGCUCCUGCUGAAAGUCAGGGUAUUUUAAUUUCAAUUAUACUGUAUUCAGUUUAAUGGCUAAUAAAAUCCAUUGUUUUGAAUAUGGUUGUUGCCAAUAUCUGAUGUCAUGUAGAUAGCCACUAAAAAGUAUUCUGCAGUUUUUUUGUUCUAGUUUGAAUUCCUCGCAAGGGUCGUCCUUGAGUUCAAAGUUGAACACAUUUUUAAACCAUUGGGUUGGAAUCCAUUGUUUUGACUAAUACAUUUGGAUAUGUUAAUCAUUGCAAUGUCAUGAACUCUUAUCUCUUUGUGUGUAUAUUUAUUGAUAUGAUGAAGAUUACUGACAUUGGUUUACUGGUAAUUUUUCUAGAUAUUAUUACCUUUUAUCCCUCAGAAUCACUUCAUAAAAUGCAUUUCAUAUUUCUGUUUAUGCAUUUAUUAUGGUGAAUAUAAAUUUGUUCUUUUCGUGAUAUUACAGUACAUUACGAUGAAUAAAUAAAAUUCUGUUGUAUUUUUAUUCACUUAUUUUGUUGAAAUAUUCCAAUUUAUUCAUGUUUUGUUUUUCUUCUGCUUAUAAUAUUAAUAAAAUAAUAAUAAUAAUAAUCACAGAUCAACUAUGAAAGGAAACAAACAGAGUUUGAUCAAUUGGAUCUUUACUUUUUUAUAUAGCUAUUGUUAUCAUUGUCGUUUUUUACCUUCUUAAAAUAGUGUUUGCAUUUUUCUACGUUUCUUUUUUGUAUACAUAUUAGAAACUUACAAUUGUGUCC
Schistosoma haematobium is the source of this 5962-nucleotide messenger RNA. Its product is annotated as Nuclear receptor coactivator 5. The record is from RefSeq and is a predicted model, not a curated record. Bases 49 to 2178 code for a protein of 709 amino acids. Gene Ontology annotation, molecular function: RNA binding. Lineage: Eukaryota; Metazoa; Platyhelminthes; Trematoda; Strigeidida; Schistosomatidae. The transcript has 7 exons.